GGGAAACCCUCCCCAGGGAGGAAAGUCACAGACCUUCCCAUUCCUGGCCUUUUCGCCUGGAGACCUUGAGGCCAGGCGCUGAGGCCUCCGUGGAAGCCGCGGCCAACUAGGGCCUACCUCCUGGCCCUGCAGGCCGCGAGAGUGGCCUGGGGUUUGGAGCGCUGGGGUCACAGAGUUAACUGCGAACUCGAUGGGGCUUCAGCGACGGGCAGCCCCAGCACCCAGCAGCGAAGCCAGCACCCCCGCAAGAGGGCAACCAGGCCCCCACAGGGCAGGCCCGGGCCGGGUCCCAGUCCGGAGAGGCCCCUCGCCCACGGCCGAGGGGGUGGGGCGGCUUCGCCUCGGGCCGGUGCUUUUCGCCCUUCCUUGGCCGCCAGAGGCUCCCUCUCUCCCUCUCUCGCUCUCUCUCUCCUGGGAUUUUGCUGCUGGGCUCCCUCUCUCUGCGGCCCUAGAGUUAAUCCCAUCAGCCGAGAUGAACUUCAGAGUCUUGCUUGGAUAAAACCACUUUGUUAACUCUGUGAAUGACUUGCUAAUACACCUGCUGGGACAGUUGCUGCAGAGUAUGCACUUUGAGAGGUGCUAGGGAAGAGAACUAUUUUUGUUUUUGUUUUUGUUUUCCCCUGGAUCAUUAUGAACAUUGGCUUUUGACCCCUAAAGUCAAAAUGUUGAAGGCAGAGUCUUCAGGUGAACGGACCACUCUCAGAAGUGCCUCGCCGCACAGGAAUGCAUAUAGAACUGAGUUCCAGGCACUGAAAAGCACCUUUGACAAACCCAAGUCGGAUGGGGAACAGAAAGCCAAGGAAGGUGGCGAGGGCUCCCAGCAGAGCAGGGGCAGGAAGUAUGGCUCCAACGUCAACAGAAUUAAAAAUCUGUUCAUGCAGAUGGGCAUGGAACCCAAUGAGAACCCUGCGGUCAUUGCCAAAACCAGGGGAAAGGGAAGACCCUCGUCCCCUCAGAGAAGAAUGAGGCCUAAAGAGUUCCUGGAGAAGGCCGACGGCUCCGUGGUCAAGCUGGAAUCCUCCGUUUCUGAGCGAAUUAGCAGGUUUGACACGAUGCACGAUGGUCCUUCCUAUUCUAAGUUCACUGAGACCCGGAGGAUGUUCGAGAGAAGCAUGCAUGAAUCGGGACCCAACAACCGUUAUUCCCCAAAGAAGGAGAAGGCUGGAGGGGGUGAGCCGCAGGACGAGUCGGGUGGCUCCAAGUCCAACCGAGGCAGCACCGACUCCUUGGACAGCCUUAGCUCCCGAACCGAGGCUGUCUCUCCAACCGUGAGUCAACUGAGUGCAGUAUUUGAGAAUGCUGAUUCCCCAGGGGCUGUCACUGGUGAGAAGGCUGAGAGCAGUGAGUACUCGGUGACUGGCCACUACCCCCUGCACUUACCCACCGUCACCGUCACCAACCUCGACACAUUCGGCCACCUGAAGGAUUCUGAUUCGUGGUCUUCUUCCAGCAAACAAGGUAUUGAUGCAGCCGAUGCUCCCAAGGCUGAUACAGCCCCAGUGCCAGAAGUGGCUUCUAAAGGGACCUCUCCAGCUUUAGUUGGUACUGACGAGAUCCCACAGAGCAAGGAGGCUGAGGAUUCCUCGUCUAUCCGGGACGCCCCUGAAGAACCCUGUGCUGAACAUCAGGCAGUGCCUAAGUCUGGGAUCCUCUCCCCACCCCACGAAUCUUUGGAAGAAGCUGAAGCAGAUUUGGUGGGGGGGGAGGCAGCCAAGCCACCAAGGAAAGACCCCGCAGGUGGGGAUUUCAUCUCUCCGGCAGCUUCUGCAGACACUUGUGGGAAAGAAGCACUCGAAGACGUGCAGGAGUUGGAGUGUUCUCAUGUAUACAUGCACAGUGACUACAACGUGUACAGAGUGAGAUCCAGGUAUAAUUCAGACUGGGGAGAGACAGGUACCGAGCAGGACGAGGAGGACGACAGUGACGAGAACGACAGCUAUCAGCCUGACAUGGACUACUCCGAAAUCCUUGGGCUGCCGGAAGAAGACGAAAUCCCAGCCAACAGGAAGAUCAAGUUCAGCAGUGCUCCUAUUAAGGUGUUCAACACGUACUCCAAUGAAGAGUACGACAGGAGAAAUGACGAGGUGGACCCCGUGGCCGCUUCAGCAGAGUAUGAGCUCGAGAAACGAGUAGAAAAGCUGGAACUCUUCCCAGUGCAUCUGGAGAAAGAUGAGGAUGGUCUUGGCAUCAGUAUCAUCGGAAUGGGUGUUGGAGCAGAUGCCGGGCUUGAAAAGCUGGGCAUAUUUGUGAAGACGGUCACCGAAGGCGGUGCUGCCCAGCGGGACGGCAGAAUACAAGUCAAUGACCAGAUUGUGGAGGUGGAUGGAGUCAGCUUGGUGGGUGUCACUCAGAAUUUUGCUGCAACAGUUCUCAGAAACACCAAGGGCAACGUCAGGUUUGUUAUUGGACGGGAAAAACCAGGACAAGUCAGUGAGGUUGCCCAGCUCAUCAGCCAGACACUGGAGCAGGAGAGGCGCCAGAGAGAGCUGCUGGAGCAGCACUACGCCCAAUACGACGCUGACGAUGACGAGAACACUGUGGCUGAAAUGCAAGGAGUGUCUGGCAACUGCAAUAACAAUAACAACUGUUUCAUGAAGACAGGGGAAUACGCAACAGAUGAAGAGGAAGACGAGGCAGGGCCUGCUGUUCCUGGCGGGGACAUGGCCAUUGAGGUCUUUGAACUGCCUGAGAACGAAGACAUGUUUUCUCCAUCAGACCUGGAUACAAGCAAGCUGAGCCACAAGUUCAAAGAGUUGCAAAUCAAACAUGCAGUCACAGAGGCAGAGAUUCAAAAAUUGAAGACGAAGUUGCAAGCGGCGGAAAAUGAGAAAGUGAGGUGGGAACUAGAAAAAUCCCAACUCCAGCAAAACAUUGAGGAGAAUAAAGAGAGAAUGCUCAAGUUGGAGAGCUACUGGAUCGAGGCUCAAACGUUAUGUCACACAGUGAACGAACAUCUCAAAGAGACGCAAAGCCAGUAUCAGGCCCUGGAAAAGAAAUACAACAAGGCCAAGAAACUGAUCAAGGAUUUUCAACAGAAAGAGCUUGAUUUCAUCAAAAGACAAGAAGCUGAAAGAAAGAAAAUAGAAGAAUCGGAGAAAGCUCAUCUUGUGGAAGUUCAAGGCCUGCAAGCACGGAUUAGAGAUCUGGAAGCUGAGGUGUUCAGACUACUGAAGCAAAACGGGACCCAAGUGAAUAACAACAACAACAUCUUCGAGCAGAGAACAUCGCUCGGUGAGGUCCCCAAAGGAGAUACCCUGGAGAACCUGGAUGUCAAGCAAACCUCUUGCCCAGAUGGCUUAAGUCAAGACCUGAACGAAGCAGUCCCAGAGACAGAGCGCCUAGAUUCAAAAGCUGUGAAAACCCGUGCCCAGCUCUCGGUGAAGAGCAGACGCCAGCGACCCUCCAGGACAAGACUCUAUGACAGCGUGAGCUCAACGGACGGCGAGGACAGUCUGGAGCGCAAGCCUUCCAACAGUUUCUAUAACCACAUGCAUAUUACCAAACCACUUCUAGCUGAGGGUUUGAGAACUUCUCCAGAAUCAGAUUCUGGUGCCCCACCCCUCAGCCUGGUGGCCAGCGAUGUGUCCUUCUCGCCUGACCACGUAGCUGAAUUUCAAGAAGAAUCCCAGGACCCUGAGAGGGAGCCCUGCUCCUCUGUCUGGGGAGACACAACCCCCUCCUCUCCUUCAAAAUCAGACCAGGACAUGGAAGACUCUCCUUGCCACCAUCAAGCCACCUCUAAGAAAGUAACACAAGAAAAAGAUGGUGCCAAAGGUCCCAGAUCACCAAAGACUUCCAGUUCGUUGGUGGCACAAGGAGGAAAAAUUAAACAGAAGUUUGUGGAUCUAGGUUUAAUGACUGUGUGCUGUCAUUAUAGGGCACCUUUGCGAAGGAAUUCCAACAAGGGAAAGAAGUGGAAAGAGAAAGAAAAGGAAGCCACUAGGUUUUCUGCAGGUAGCAGGUACUGGCUCUUCCGAGGCAGACUGAACAGCUGGAAGCCCAGGCCACCUUCCACAGCUCAGGCCUCUGCCCGCUCCCCUUGCAUGCCUUUCUCAUGGUUUAACGAAAGUCGCAAAGGAUCCUAUGCCUUCGGAAACCUGCCGUCACCUCCAAGCCCCCUUCAGCCUUCUCCUGAGACUCUAAAUUCAGAUAAAAAGGGGUCCAAGAAUUUUACCUUCAAUGACGACUUCAGUCCCAGCAGUACCAGUUCUGCAGACCUGAGUGGCCUGGGAGCAGAACCCAAAACUCCAGGGCUCUCGCAGUCCGUAGUGCUGUCAUCAGAUGAGAGCCUGGAUAUGAUAGAUGAUGAGAUCCUUGAUGACGGACAGUCUCCCAAACACAGUCAGUGUCAGAAUCGGGCCGUUCAGGAGUGGAGCGUGCAGCAGGUCUCCCACUGGUUAAUGGGCCUAAAUCUGGAGCAGUAUGUAUCUGAAUUCAGUGCCCAAAACAUCACUGGAGAGCAGCUCCUGCAAUUGGAUGGAAAUAAACUGAAGGCUCUUGGAAUGACUUCAUCCCAGGACCGGGCAGUGGUCAAAAAAAAACUCAAGGAGAUGAAGAUGUCUCUAGAGAAAGCUCGGAAGGCCCAAGAGAAGAUGGAAAAGCAAAGAGAAAAGUUAAGGAGAAAGGAACAAGAGCAAAUGCAGAGGAAGACCAGAAAGACAGAGAAGCUGGCGUCCACUGCUGUGGAGGGCGCUGGCGAGCAGUGACGCACCUCUGCCAAGGGGCAAAGCUCUCGCAGAGAGCCCGCUGUUCCCUGCCUGCCCCUUGCCCGGAAGAUAAGGGGGACGGACGACCUGGUAGUGCAGCUGUAGGCAGCUUGAGGAACAAUGUGCUGAGGAAUUGUGUUUUCUGCCAUGAUAGAACGCACUCGUAAUUCUAACCUAUUGAUAUCAUCCUUUGACACCUCUGGUUUAUUAACAAACCAGAGAGCUCAUUUGUGAGAGAUGCAAGGUAGCAAAUCUUUUCCAUACCAACAUCCUGUGAUGUGUUGGAUGUGUUGUGUCCCUGGGAGAACCAGCAGGAACCUGCCUGGCGAGAGCAUGACACACCCUGGUGUUGUUCAUGGAGUGUAUUUUCAGUGUGAGGUCUAGAAAGUGAUCGACCAUGCAUUUCUGCACAGCCUAGAGCACCCUGCUGUGAGAUCUGGGAUCAGGACGGAAUGUCUAGAUGGCAGAUUCUGUUUCUGUGUUUGGGGACAUGCUCCCCUUCAGUAGGACAACCCCAUGGGGAGAGUACCCCAUGGGCACUCUGCCAAGUGAUCACACUCUGAAGAGAAUGGCUCACCCACCUGUGUUCCUGCAAGGAGCCAGAAAGAAGGAAUUAGAGCUAUUUGUUAGCUGUAGAAGGAGCAGAAGCCUUAAGCAUGUGGAUGAGUUAUUACCUUGGAAUUCUGAGGGUAACAUUUAUCCUCCAGGUACUCCUGAAUGAAGAAAAACAUCGGACACUAUUGCCGCAGUGGGAUAUUGGGAUGUGCUGUUUACUUGGCUGCCGCUGUGUGCUCAGUAUGUCAGCAACACCAGCAAAUGCAACACGGUUCAUUUUCUUCCCCCAGCCCCAAAAGAUUGAACAGGAAAUUGAUUUUCAAGGAAAUCCAGUAUUUUCACAUGUCCUCUCAUGGGGAACAUUCUGCCUGUGACACAUCAGGAACUUGUCAAUAUUUUCUACUCAACAUUUCCCAAGUGGGCUCAGUUAGUGUUUUAACAAAUGAUCUUUUAAGAAAAAAUUAUCGGUUAAAGAAAAUCUUAAGUUUGCAUAACAUCCAGCCCACAGAUGAUGCGUUCGGGGACACAGAAGUUUCCUCCCAAGGAGAGCUGUCUACUCUGUUUUACAAAAGUUUCAAGUGGUCUCUUCCUAGGAUUCUCUUCCAAAGUUUAAGAGAUUUUCACUGUAUGGCUCCAGUUUGCUUUCAGCAGUCCACAGACGACACCUGAGCAGUAGAAGAACUUUACAGAAUUCUUUUCAAGCCAGUAUUAAGGAGUUCAGUAUUUUACCAAAGUCGAGUGUGGGAGACUAGAGCAGGUGGAGAAGGCAAAACUCCUCUGGAGAGAGUGGGUUGUAUUAGUCUGCUUGCUUUUGUUUUCCUUGUUAUGCUUGGGGAUUUGGUUCUCUUGGCUGCACUGCUCUCAGAUGAGGUCACCUGCUUUCUAAAGGACACCUUGCAGAGUGAGACUCGCUGCCGGCUGAAUUCUUAGAUGAUGGUUUUACAUCCUUUGCCACUGUUAGGGCCCUGCUCUGUUCUCAGCACUCCAUGACUCUCCAUCGGAAGUGGUGUAUUUGCAGAGCCUUGGGACAGUGUUUGAGCGACACAGCUAUCAGAGAAGUCAGGGACUUCUUGCCCUCUUAGCCCAAUCGUGGAUUCUAAAAGUGUAAUUUUCUCUUUUCUUAUCAGAAUAUUGAUUUCUGGAGUUGUCCAAAUAAGAAAUUUGUAAUCCUCUCCCUACCCCCAAGGCCACUUUCCUCUUCAGUUGGAAUUGAAUCUGUUUCAUUAUAGGUAGCAGUCAUGCAUUCAUGAUCCUCAGCCAGGGUGACAGAGAGGAACACUGUGUUUUACCAUGAUCAAAGUCACUGCUGUGCUAUCCUCUCCAUCUUCACACGGGGUCUGAUAAUGAAACUGCCGUGCUGGAUGCUCUGUGAAUAUCUUAAGAUGUCUGGUGCUUCGCUAUUUAUUAAUAUUACAAGAAACGAGAAGCCACUAUUAACGAACUAUGAAAUUUGGAAGGUUUUUUUCCUAAUACUAAAGUAUUACUAAAUUAUUAAGAUCUGCUUUGUAAGUUUUUGCCAUUUUUGCUUAUAUUUGGGGAAAAAAACGUGAUCUGGAUAACACUGGAAGUUUCACUGCAUUCAUUCCAAGGGUGGAACUAGAAGGAUGAUUUAUCAUGAGUUAUGUUUACAUGUGGGUAAUAUUUGAAAAUGGAUGUAAAUAUUGAAAAUGUCUAUAAGUCUGUCUCGCACAUAAUUUAUGAUCUAUUAUACUGCAUUUUAUUACAUAUCUUAAAAAUAUUAUUCUUUAUUAUAACUUUAUUUGUACAUUUCCAGUAUUUAGAUCAGUGUCCCUAUAAUCCUGACAAUGUUAUGAAUCAAAUUGUAAUUCAGUCAUCUAGUUUGAUUUAUAGCUAUUUUUAAGUUAAAUUAUAGUAUUUUUAGGUCAGACUGAAUUACUUUAGCAUUACUGCUUUCAACUGCUGAAUGUAUGAAAGACAUCCAAUUUGCUAUAAGGGUGUGAUAACAAAGUGAAGGACCUCAGGGUUUUGUGAGCAUUUUGUGUUCCCAUGACUUCUUUUAGUGGCUGUAGAGCAUGAUGUCUAAUCAAGGUUCCAGUGUCUUGCACAAUUCCCACUUUAUUGCUCUGGGUUUUCAGUGUACACCCAAUUUAAUACAAAAUUGUUGCUUCAUGAAGCUUAAAAGACUUUUGCUUUCUUAUCAGGAAAUGAACAAAAAGGGAAUAUGCAAUCACCAAGAGACAUAUCCCCUAAGCUCGUGACAAACAUCCUCAAAGGACAGCUUGAUGCCAAACGUAUUUGGGGUAUAGGUAAGGCUAUUCAGGGUGAGUGUGGGUGGCAGGGCCAAACUUCCGAGAGCAUUGGCUGAGCUGUGUCUGGGCUAUGGUUUUCCAUCAAAGGAUUUGAGUUUUAUAAUAGAUGUUUUGUUGAAGGCCUUCUCCCUUGAGAUAACUCGCAGUCUGUGCAAUCUUUUCCUCAUUCUUUUCUUGCCAGAAUCUGGAGUUUGCUCCCGAGUGUUCAGUGAGGGCAGAAACCUCAUGUCUCCUGUUCUAACUCUCUGAUGAGUGCUGCCUUUUGGUUUCGUGACAGGGAGCUGUGUUGUGCUGUCUCCCUCAGCAGGGACAGCCAUUGAUUUCCCACAUCCCAACAGCACAUACGCUUCUUUACCCACAGUAGUUCAUGGUUGCUCAAGCUUUCAACUGGCCUGAAAACAUGAGACCAUCUAUCUUGUGUUCUAUGGCUGUUUGAAAUAAAAGUCACGAGAAGAAAAAUGGAAGACCAAAUUAAUCCUUGUCACUGCCUGUGACCCUAAAGUUAUCUUCUAGCCUUGAACUCUGACAAUGUCCUAAGCCCAGAGUACAACAAUCAUCCCAGG
Messenger RNA from Ochotona princeps (American pika), 8094 nucleotides. RefSeq names its product protein phosphatase 1 regulatory subunit 9A (gene PPP1R9A). Bases 663 to 4706 code for a protein of 1347 amino acids. NCBI's taxonomy places the organism in Eukaryota, Metazoa, Chordata, Mammalia, Lagomorpha, Ochotonidae. The transcript has 21 exons. Gene Ontology annotation, molecular function: actin filament binding. Gene Ontology annotation, cellular component: actin cytoskeleton; dendrite; cytoplasm. Gene Ontology annotation, biological process: actin filament organization; calcium-mediated signaling; neuron projection development. The record is from RefSeq and is a predicted model, not a curated record.